Sinocyclocheilus grahami is the source of this 6187-nucleotide messenger RNA. RefSeq names its product laminin subunit beta-2. Gene Ontology annotation, biological process: cell migration; animal organ morphogenesis; tissue development. Gene Ontology annotation, cellular component: laminin trimer. The record is from RefSeq and is a predicted model, not a curated record. The transcript has 34 exons. Lineage: Eukaryota; Metazoa; Chordata; Actinopteri; Cypriniformes; Cyprinidae. The coding region runs from base 200 to 5545 and encodes 1781 amino acids.
CGCUUUACCUUUAGCGGGCAUCUCUGUAAUCCAGUGCGUGAUUUCCAUCGGUCAUUUCCGCGGUUGUACCGGGACUUCAGAAAGUCCGUCUGGCUCUGAUAGCGCUCAAAGUCUCAAAGGCUUGAAGAACAGCUUGACCAUCGACAACAUCACAGUAAACAUAGUCGCGCGGCAGUUGAAGGCAGCUCAUCAUAAAGCCAUGCGCGCGCUUCUCUUACUGUUGAUCUGUGUCCUGUCAGCGGCCAGCGCACAGGAGCCUGAUCUUGCCCACGGUUGUGCCCAUGGAAGCUGUUACCCUGCAACCGGUGACCUCUUGGUGGGUCGAGAGAUGAACUUGAAAGCUUCAUCCACCUGCGGCCUGCGGUGGAGAGAACCCUACUGCAUUGUCAGCCAUCUGCAGGAAGAGAAGAAGUGUUUCCACUGUGAUUCACGGCGAACUUAUGAUCCUUAUUCCAACCCCAUGAGUCACCGCAUUGAGAAUGUCAUCACCACCUUCAAACCACACCGCAAGAAGUCCUGGUGGCAGUCUGAGAAUGGAAAGUCUGACAUUUACCUUCAGCUGGAUCUGGAGGCAGAGUUUCACUUUACUCAUCUCAUCAUGACUUUUAAGACUUUCCGUCCAGCGGCCAUGUUGAUUGAGCGAUCUGCAGAUUUUGGCCGAACCUGGCAGGUGUACCGUUACUUCGCCUUCGACUGUGAGUCCACCUUCCCAGGAAUUUCCCAUGGUCCUCUUCGUAAAGUUGAUGAUGUCAUCUGCGAGUCCAGAUAUUCUGACAUCGAGCCGUCCACAGAAGGAGAGGUGAUUUAUCGUGUUCUUGACCCUGCAAUCCAGAUCGAAGACCCUUACAGCCCCAACAUUCAGAACCAGCUGAAGAUCACUAAUCUCCGUCUGAACCUCACCAAGCUGCACACUCUGGGUGAUAACCUGCUGGACUCACGGACCGAGAUCAAAGAGAAAUACUACUAUGCCAUAUAUGAGCUGGUUGUCAGGGGCAACUGCUUCUGCUAUGGCCACGCCUCCGAAUGUGCUCCUAUUGACGGCAUCAGGGAUGACAUUGAGGGCAUGGUACAUGGGAGGUGUGUGUGCAAACACAACACCAAAGGACUGAACUGUGAACAGUGUGAUGACUUCUAUAAUGACCUGCCCUGGGGACCAGCUGAGGGCCGUAACACUAAUGCCUGCAAAAAAUGCAACUGUAACGGACACUCCAAAGAGUGUCAUUUUGACAUGGCAGUGUAUCUGGCUACGGGGAACGUCAGUGGAGGUGUGUGUGACAACUGUCUCCACAACACCAUGGGCCGCAACUGUGAGACCUGUAAACCUUUUUAUUAUCAGGAUCCAACUCGAGACAUCAGAGACCCUGGAGUCUGCGUGGCCUGCGACUGUGACCCAGAUGGUUCUCUGAACGGUGGCAUUUGUGAUGGGCAUGAUGACCCCUCUCUGGGCAUGAUCGCUGGGCAGUGCCGCUGUAAAGACAACGUUGAAGGAGCACGCUGUGAUAAAUGCAAGCCUGGUUUCUUUGGGCUCAGUGCUAGUGAUCCUCGUGGCUGCCAACCAUGUAAAUGUGACCCCAGGGGUACAGUGUCCGGUAGUUCUCAAUGUGACCCUGUUAACGGAGACUGCUUCUGCAAACGCCUUGUCACUGGACACAGAUGCAACCAAUGUCUGCCUGAGCACUGGGCCUUGAGUCAUGACGCCAAUGGCUGCAGAGGAUGUGACUGUGAUGUGGGUGGAGCUACAGACAACCAAUGCUCAAUGGAAACAGGCCAGUGUCACUGUCGGAGUCACAUGAUUGGUCGCCAGUGUAACCAAGUGGAGUCUAGUUAUUUCUUCAUGGCCCUCGACCACUACAUAUACGAGGCUGAAAAUGCCAAACUGGCUCAAGGCUCUGCAUUUGAGGAGAGAGAGUACCAGCCGGGCCGUCACGUCUCGUGGACAGGCACUGGGUUUGCACGGGCUCCUGAAGGUGGUACGUUGGAGUUUGCCAUUAACAAUAUUCCAUAUUCUAUGGAAUAUGACAUCCUCCUUCGCUAUGAGCUUCAGAUGCCACGAGACUGGGAGGAGGUCCGUGUAAUGGUGAUUAGACCUGGCCCCAUACCUACCAGCAGUCCAUGUGGAAAUACCAUCCCUGCAGAUGAUCUGCUAACUGUAUCGCUCCCAUCUGGUGCCAGGUUUGUGGUUCUUCCUCAGCCGAUGUGUUUGGAGAAAGGAGUGAGUUACAAACUGCGUGUGGAGUUCAUCCCUUAUGCUGACAGGAACAGCAUUACCUCAACUAAUGCCUUUGUACUUGUUGACUCUAUUGCCCUUCUCCCUCGUUACUCUUCUCUAGAGAUGUUUACCGCGGGAGACCCUGCCUCCGUCGCACGAAAGCAGAGCUACGAGCGUUACCGCUGCCACGAGACUGCCAAGAGUGUGUCCCGUCCACAGAUGAGUGAAGUGUGUGCUAAACUCAUCACCAGCAUGUCUGCCCUCAUUAACGACGGCGCAAUGCCUUGUGAAUGCGAUCCUCAGGGUUCGCUCAGCUCUGAGUGUGAUGUCCGUGGGGGUCAAUGCCGCUGCAGGCCCAACAUAUCAGGCCGGUGCUGUGAUAAAUGUGCACCAGGAGCUUACGGCUUUGGCCCUUCCGGAUGCAAACUUUGUGAAUGUAGUUUGGAGGGCUCGCAGAGCCGAUUCUGUGACCAGUACUCAGGACAGUGUCCAUGUCGGGCCGGUGCAUUUGGUCAGCGCUGUGAUGGUUGUCAGGCUGGACACUGGGGCUUCCCAAACUGCAGGCCAUGUGAAUGUAAUGGACAUGCUGAUGAGUGCCACCAAAGGACUGGAGCCUGUAUCAACUGCAGAAGCAAUACAGCCGGGGAUAAAUGUGACAGGUGUGCUAAUGGUUACUAUGGAAACCCGGCUCUUGGUUUAGGGAGUCUGUGUCGGUCCUGCCCCUGUCCUGAGGGCCCCAACAGCGGACGCCACUAUGCCGCCUCUUGUUACCAAGACAACCGCAACCAACAGGUGGUCUGCAACUGCAACCAGGGUUACACAGGUCCACGAUGUGACGAAUGUGCUCCGGGUUAUUACGGCGACCCCUCUAAGCCCGGUGGACGGUGCCAACCUUGUCGUUGCAGUAACAACAUCGACCUAUCAGAUCCUGAGGCAUGUGACAAGCAUACUGGCCAGUGUCUCAAGUGCCUGUACAACACUGAAGGACCGGACUGUGGCGUGUGCAAGAGCGGAUACUAUGGAGAUGCUUCCCGCCGCAACUGCCGGAAGUGCACAUGCAACUUCUUGGGCACGGAGCGCAGUCAGUGUCUAUCUCGAGAUGACUGCGUGUGCCAGCGUGCCACAGGACAGUGUCAGUGUCUGCCUCACGUUAUUGGACAAACCUGUGAUCACUGUGCUCCCAAUUACUGGAACCUGGCGAGUGGACGAGGCUGUGAGCCCUGUGGCUGUGACCCCAACAAUGCCUACACAUCUGCCUGUAAUGAGUUCACAGGUCAGUGCCAGUGCCGUGUUGGGUUUGGAGGGAAGACCUGUAAAGACUGCCAGGAGAACCACUGGGGUGACCCAAGAGUACUGUGUCGAGCAUGUGACUGCGACCCCCGGGGCAUCGAGUCAUCUCAGUGCAAUCGUCUGACUGGUCACUGCGUGUGCCAGCAGGGAGUUUCUGGCGUCCGCUGUGAUCAGUGUGCCCGUGGUUUCUCUGGCACCUUCCCUGAUUGCAAACCUUGCCACCAGUGCUUUGGGGACUGGGACCGCAUCAUUCAGGAUCUGGCAACCAGAACCAAAGCUCUCACAGAUCGAGCCAAGGAGCUUCAGACCACCGGCUUGACUCGAGCCUUUGAGAGAAGAUUUAAGGAGUUGGAGGACAUGCUGGCACAGGCGCGGGACAUUGUUAACGCCCGCAAUGCCACUGCUGAGGCUGUGACCACUCUGAUGGGCAUGAUCGAGGAUCUCAGAGCUCAGAUUGGUGAGACCACGGACACACUGAACCAGCUGGAGGGAGACCUGACCGCUGUGCAGGACAGCAACUAUGAAGCCAGCAAUGCAUUAAGUACCCUGGAGAGAGAAGCAAAAGAACUCAAACUGAACUCAGAUCAGCUUAACCGUCAGCUUGACCUCCUCAAGAACUCCAACUUCUUGGGUGCAUAUGACAGCAUCCGGGCCUCGUACAACAAGUCACGUGAUGCAGAGCACCGCGCCAACAGAUCUACCACUGACAUUCCCAGCACAGUGAGCCAAUCGGCAGACACCCGCAAGAAAACAGAGAGACUGAUUACCCAAAAGAGAGAUGAUUUUAACCGCAAAAAUGCUGCCAACAAACGUACACUCACAGACUUAAAUGCUAAAGCUCAGAAUUUGGACAUAAAGAAAAUCAAUGAAAAGGUAUGUGGAGCACCGGGGGGUGCUCCAUGUGUGGACAGUCCUUGUGGCGGUGCUGGUUGUCGUGAUGAUGAAGGCAAGCGCCACUGUGGUGGUCUGAAUUGCAAUGGAGCUGUUGCAGUGGCCAACAAUGCCCUGGACAGAUCCAAGCAUGCAGAAAAAGAGCUGGAUAAAGCUAUGGGAGUAGUGGAGGAGCUUUUUAAGCAGGUGGCAGAUGCUAAGACCAAGGCUCAGGAAGCUAAGGAUAAAGCCCAGGCAGCUUUGGAAAAAGCUAGUGAUACCAAAAAUAAGGUGGAUCAUUCUAACAACGACCUGAGGGACCUCAUCAAACAAAUUCGUGAAUUCCUCAUGGAGGAGGGGGCAGAUCCUGACAGCAUUGAGGCAGUGGCCAAUCGGGUGCUGGAGCUGUCAAUCCCAGCUUCUCCCAGGCAGAUUCAACACCUCGCAGAUGAGAUUAAAGACCGUGUCAAGAGCCUAUCCAAUGUGGACGCCAUUCUGGAACAGACCCAGAAUGACGUCCGCAAAGCAGAACAACUGCUGCUGGAUGCCAAGAAAGCCAGGAAUAAGGCGGAGGGAGUGAAGAGCACGGCUGAGAGUGUGAAAAAGGCCCUGAACGAUGCCGGCAGGGCUCAGGCAGCUGCAGAAAAGGUCAUUCAGAAAGCUAGAAAUGACAUCGGCUUAACUCAAAACCGUCUAGCACAGAUCCAGUCAGAGACCACAGCUCGUGAGAGAGAUCUUAAUAAUGCUAUGGGCAGACUGGGAGAUCUGGGACGCCAAAUAGAGGCUUUAAAAACCAAACUUGCCAACAACAGCCUGGAUGCAGCCCGGGCAGAGGAGACGGCCACUAUGGCCCGGGACAAGGCCAAUGAAGCUAAAGAGAUCCUGGAGGGCGAGCUGUCCGAUAAGUAUCGUACUGUUCAGGGUCUGAUGGACAAUAAGGCGAAAACAAUGCAGGAUGCCAAGCAGAAAGCAGAGCGCCUGAGAGAUGAAGCCAAGGAGCUGCUAAGGGAUGCCCAGGAUAAACUGCAGAGGCUGGCAGAGCUUGAAAAGGACUAUGAGGAAAAUCAGAAGGUAUUGGAAGGAAAAGCCAGGCAGCUGGAUGGCCUGGAAGAUAAAAUGAAGGCAAUCCUGAAUGCAAUCAAUAAGCAGAUUCAGAUCUACAACACCUGUCAAUAAUCGGUCACAGGAAGGAAAGCACAACAGCUGGACUGCUGCUGUCUCUGAAAGUUCACUACUGUCUGAAAGGAUCUGUCAUUUGACUCUUUUCCCAGGCUGCUACAGUUUUUGCCAACAAACCUACAAGACAAUGCCAAACUGCCACCAGACGCGAUUUCUGGAACAAAUGUUGUUUUAAUGAAGGGCUACUGUUAUAACAACUCUACAUUAACCUCUUUUCAUUCUGGAACUGAAUGCAAUGCAGAUGUUCACAUGUGUCUUGUAAGGCAGAGCAGUAUUCUACUUUCUUGGUAUUAGAAAUGUGCUUCUAAAAUACUGAAUAUGAUGAAGAUACUGAGUUUGCUUGAAUGUAAGAGACACUGAAUCAUGCCACAGAAGUUUUAUUGUAUAGAUUUUCUGCUUGCCCUUUUUCUUUUAAAACUGGUAUAGCUUGGUACUUUAUUAACACUCGUUUUCUAAUGAGAUACAUUUGUUGUCUUUUGAGAAAUUAGUUUCUAUAAUAGGCUGAAUAUCUGUCUGAGAAAUUACAGUAAAAGACAUUGUUAAAUGAAGUAAAAUGAGUUGUCCAUUUAGAGUCAUUGUAUCAUGUACAUUGAUGUACACCGUGUUUCUUCUCACGAUAAAUAAUACAAAUAAAUAAUA